AUGGCAAAGGAUGAGAACCUUCCCUCCAGCCUCCUGAUCCUGUGGCUCCUCUUCUUCCUCCUCCACGUCGGGGCGCACCCGGCUGACCAGCAAGGCGCCGCCGCCGCCACCGCCACCGCCGUCGCCGCCAUCUCCGCCCGGAAGCUCCCCUCGGCACCGCCAGUCUCUCAUCAGUCCAUGAAGUUGCACCCGCGGAAUCCCCGCUCGGGCAGCCGAGAGUUCAGGGCCGAAGCGCACGAAGUCCCCAGUGGUCCCAACCCCAUCUCCAACAGGUAG
This is a messenger RNA of Spirodela intermedia, 276 nucleotides long. Lineage: Eukaryota; Viridiplantae; Streptophyta; Magnoliopsida; Alismatales; Araceae. The record is from the annotation of a GenBank genome assembly.